AUGGGCGAGAUAGAUAUCGAGUGUGUGUUAAAGAAGAGGGAGAGAGUGAACGAAACCAGAGCCUUAGAUAGUAUCCGCGUGCAAGCCACCUCUGAGUCCAAUCAAGACACCACACCGCCAUCUGCUGAAAGGCGCGCGGCACCCUAACGCGUGAUCCAAAAGUAAAGCAAUUUGAAUUGAUGUAAUUCAAAUACCGGGUGCCACAUUAGGUGCGUAAGGCACACCUGCCUUACAUCUGCCACCACCACCGCAGCCAGACGAUCUCAGGAGCUUCUGGAAGGCGGUCAACUCGAAGGCACUGACAGCGAGGGAGAGGGAAGUUUGGUUCAAGCUGAUUCUCCGCUUCACCCCGACGCGCAAGCUCCAGCACGAGCAAAAGCAUGACACUUCUCCCGCGUGCCUCGUGUGCGAAGCGCCGGUGGACGACACCGAUCACUACUUCUUCGGCUGCGUCGACUCGCGGAACGUCUGGACCGCGGCAAGGGGCGUGCUCUGCGACGCGCUCGGAUGCGACACGAUCGAGGACGCCGAGUACACGACACUACAACGACUCUUUGGCCUCCCCAAGCUCAAGGCCAAGCUCAGCGAACAGGAAGGCGCAGGCAGGUGA
Molecule: messenger RNA, 610 nt
Organism: Microbotryum saponariae
Lineage: Eukaryota; Fungi; Basidiomycota; Microbotryomycetes; Microbotryales; Microbotryaceae
Source: the annotation of a GenBank genome assembly